AUGACGGACAAGAAUCCUACGUUUUCGUUUAUAAUUUUAUUUCGUUUGCUUCGUUUGUUCGUUAUUUUGCGUUUCGCUAAGGAACAUGAAGAGUGCAAGUAUUUCCUUCAGCCUUUUCGAUGUGAGAGCUACGAAGAUGCCGGAGUCCAGGAACCAUAUCGUACAUACUUACAUGACACACACUCUAUUGCGAAAAAAUGCUGGCCUAGUUAUAACACUCCGUACUUCCCUAAAAUCUUUGGAUGGUCUGAAAGCGGAAGAAUGGUGAAGAAAUAUGGCGAUUGGUUCAAUUACGAGAAGACACCUCGAGCAUUGAUUUUCCGCAGAGAUCAUGACGAUGUGACCGAUAUGAACAGCAUGAUUCGACUAAUGUCAAACAAUUUCAUUGAAGACCCACUAUCCAGAUCACGAGCCACGGACAUGAAGGUAACUAAUUCGCAUCUGAUUGAGUCCUUGUCAUUCACCGCCACUGCUGGUCCCACCCACGGCCCUACACUUGUCUUUGAUUGGAACAGAGCACCAUUCAAGGAUAUAGUGCCGCACAAUGGGCAACCAACGCAAUGGACAUUCAAGCUUAUCAAUCAUCAGUGGGAGUCAUCAUUGUACACUAAUAACCAGCAAUUUGGUCCAAAUUUUGCUCAACCCUAG
Messenger RNA from Necator americanus (New World hookworm), 648 nucleotides. RefSeq lists its product as uncharacterized. The transcript is spliced from 9 exons. The coding region runs from base 1 to 648 and encodes 215 amino acids. Gene Ontology annotation, molecular function: glycerophospholipase activity. NCBI's taxonomy places the organism in Eukaryota, Metazoa, Nematoda, Chromadorea, Rhabditida, Ancylostomatidae. The record is from RefSeq and is a predicted model, not a curated record. Gene Ontology annotation, biological process: phospholipid catabolic process. Gene Ontology annotation, cellular component: extracellular region.